GGUGCAGAGGAUGUGUGCGGUGAGGCGGAUGCUGCUGCUGCUGCUGGCUUUCCUGGCCUACGCACUGGAUUCGGCUGCGGCGUAUGGCACGGCGGAGACCCUCUGUGGUGGGGAGCUGGUGGACACGCUGCAGUUCGUCUGCGGGGACAGGGGCUUCUACUUCAGUAGACCAGUGGGACGAAAUAACCGGCGGAUCAACCGGGGGAUCGUGGAGGAGUGCUGCUUUCGGAGCUGCGACCUGGCUCUGCUGGAAACCUACUGUGCCAAGUCCGUCAAGUCCGAGCGUGACCUCUCCGCCACCUCCCUGGUGGGCCUGCCGGCACUCAACAAGGAGAGCUUCCAGAAGCCCUCACACGCCAAGUACUCCAAAUACGACGUGUGGCAGAAGAAGAGCUCCCAGCGGCUGCAGCGGGAGGUGCCCAGCAUCCUGCGGGCUCGCCAGUACCGGUGGCAGGCGGAGGGGCUGCAAGCGGCCGAGGAAGCCAAGGCGCUGCACCGUCCCCUCAUCUCCCUGCCCAGCCAGAGGCCCCCGGCAGUGCGAGCCUCCCCUGAAACGGCUGGCCCCCAGAAAUGAACCCUGACUAGCCAUCUUGAUUUUUUCUCCCCGGGGGGAGGGUGGCGAGACCCGGCCCCCGAGCCCCUCCGUCCCCGGGGCCGCCGAGCCGAGGAGCGGGGUGGCAGGGCACUCUCACGCUGCUCCGGCCCCAACCAAACAACUGACACAGCAAGGAGGGGAUGGCAGCGGCGGCGGUGGUGGCAGCGAGCAGCGCCGCUCCCGCGGCAUCGUCCUUUUGGGGUGGGGGGGAGGGUUGUUUUGUUUCCCAGGCCUGUUUCGUUCCCCCGCACCCCCAGUAUUUCCAAGCCUGUACUUGCAAAGGGACAGUUUGGCACUUGAACUUUUUGCUGCCGGGCACUGUGUGACAUCCCUGGUGCCAACGCCAGAAGACAAAAGAAAGAGCAAGAGGGAAAAAGGAUAUGAAGCUAAAAUUUUUUUUUAAUCUUUUUUUUCUCGAGAAGAGAGUCCAUUCCAUGUCUUUCUUGACAAUAAAGUG
This is a messenger RNA of Aptenodytes forsteri (emperor penguin), 1052 nucleotides long. It is a transcript of the gene IGF2, whose product is annotated as insulin like growth factor 2. Gene Ontology annotation, molecular function: hormone activity; growth factor activity. The record is from RefSeq and is a predicted model, not a curated record. Gene Ontology annotation, cellular component: extracellular region. The coding region runs from base 11 to 574 and encodes 187 amino acids. Lineage: Eukaryota; Metazoa; Chordata; Aves; Sphenisciformes; Spheniscidae. The transcript is spliced from 3 exons.